AACAAAAGACUACACACAAAACCGCGUAUCAACUUCCAUCAAAUGAUGCUCUAGACUACUCAUUAACUCACCCAAAAUUCUCAUAACCAGACAAAAUUUUCUCUACCCUUUGUUUCUCUUCAUCUUUCCUUUCUCCUUCUUCUUCCUCAUCUUUUUCUUCUUUGGUUUUAUUCAGAGAAAAAAAAGAUGGUACUACACAUAUUGUUACUAAUCAUAUUGUUCAUUGUUGGUCUAUUCAAUUUGUACUUCUAUGUUCCCACCAAGAAAGUCUAUGCUUGGAUUCAGUCUUUGUUCAUUUCAGCUAGUAGUAGUAGUAGUGGUAGUACUUCAUCAAAAACUUCAAUUGACAAGUCAUUAUUAUCUCCCAACAAAGAGAAGAACAUCAUCAACAACAGCAUCAACAAGAAGGCUGAGCUUAGAAAAGUAUUUGCCACCUUUGACAAGAACAGUGAUGGAUUCAUAACAAAGCAAGAGUUGAGGGAAUCGUUGAAGAACAUAAGAAUCUUCAUGACAGAGAAAGAGGUUGAAGAAAUGGUCUUGAAAUUGGAUGCUAAUGGAGAUGGUUUGAUUGACUUUGAAGAGUUUGGUUUGCUUUGUGAGUCCAUGACUGGUGGUGGUGGUGAGCAAGGAAAAGAUGAGGUGAAUGGGAAUGAAAGUAUGUUGGAAAAUGAAGAGGAUUUGAAGGAGGCUUUUGAUGUGUUUGAUAGAGAUAAAGAUGGGCUGAUUACGGUUGAGGAGUUGGGUUCAAUUUUGUCUUCUUUGGGAUUGAAAGAAGGGAAGAAGAUGGAGAAUUGUAAAGAAAUGAUUAAGCAGGUUGAUAUGGAUGGAGAUGGCAUGGUUAACUUUGAAGAGUUCAAGAGGAUGAUGAAAAGUGGAGGACAGCUUUUCUUCUCUUCUUCUUGUUAAGAAGUUUUCUCUCUUAACUAAUUUUCAAGUUUUAAUUAUUAUAUGUCUCCUCUCGCUCUCUCUCUCUCUCUAACAGACAUGAUAGGCUACAAGGUAAAGGUGUUUGAAAAGAUCACAAUAGUCCGUGGUCAUGAACCAAUUUCUCUGUAAUUAUUUCAUUUCAACUUUCUUUACCGGCAAAAGUUGUGGUAUCAUGUGUGUUAUGUGUUGAAACUAAUGCUAGACUGCAAUUUCUACAUAGGGUUCCUCUGCAAAUUCCUUCCAAUCCUCAUAAAAGUCAAUGAGAAGGAUAGGUGUGAUGUAAUUUAUAGUUCAAUAUAGCAAGUAGCAACUAUUUAUUUAUAUAUA
Molecule: messenger RNA, 1254 nt
Organism: Humulus lupulus (European hop)
Lineage: Eukaryota; Viridiplantae; Streptophyta; Magnoliopsida; Rosales; Cannabaceae
Product: calmodulin-like protein 3
Exons: 1
Coding region: 187-906 (239 amino acids)
Molecular function (GO): calcium ion binding
Source: RefSeq, a predicted model, not a curated record